AUGGGAUUGGUAUUAUGGUUUGGAAUUUAUCCAAAGAAAAUUACAAUUAUCAACUCGAUUACAGAUGCAUUAAGGUUAUGUUUAAUGUUUAGUGCAUAGCAAAAAAAAUAAUUGCUAUAUUUCUGGAGGUUGGGAUAAAUCAAUCAUUGCUGGAAAUAAAUUAAUUAGAAUGAAUGGUAAUCGUCAAAACCAUAUGGAUAACAUAAUGGCUUAGUUUCUUGUUUAAUAUUAAAUAAGCAAGAGGAUCAAUUCAUAUCAGGUGGUUUGAUAAUUCGAUUAGAAUCUGGAAUGUGGAUUUAAUAAAAAAUGAUCUAACCUACCUUUAUAUUUUUAAUGGUUUUCUAUUUGAUUUACUUGUGA
This is a messenger RNA of Paramecium octaurelia, 360 nucleotides long. The record is from the annotation of a GenBank genome assembly. NCBI's taxonomy places the organism in Eukaryota, Ciliophora, Oligohymenophorea, Peniculida, Parameciidae.